Molecule: messenger RNA, 1434 nt
Organism: Mycosarcoma maydis (corn smut)
Lineage: Eukaryota; Fungi; Basidiomycota; Ustilaginomycetes; Ustilaginales
Exons: 1
Coding region: 1-1434 (477 amino acids)
Biological process (GO): maturation of SSU-rRNA from tricistronic rRNA transcript (SSU-rRNA, 5.8S rRNA, LSU-rRNA)
Cellular component (GO): 90S preribosome; nucleolus
Source: RefSeq, a predicted model, not a curated record
AUGGCGAAAGGAUCGCACAACAGCUCGGUUGCGCGGCCAAAGCCCAAGGCUGCAACGGUAUUUGAGCAGGAUUCUGACGGAUCAGACACCAGGUCGCUGCAGCUCGAUUCCGGUAGCGAGCUUGGAUCUGACAUGGGUGAGUCUGCCGAUGAAGAAGAAGAAGAAGAAGAAGAAGAAGAAGAGGAGGAGGAGGAGGAGCAACCAAAGUAUGCACAAUUCAUGGAUGAUUCGGACCUUGAAGAUGCAACUGAUGAUGAGUCUGAGGAUGAAAACGAGGACGAUGUCGAGCAUGGAGCGUACAGCAUCGAAGAGGCAGACUCAGACGACGAGCAAGAUGACCUUCGACAACAGAUGAACAAGCUCCCAUUUUCGGCGCUCAUGAAGGCCAAGCAACAGAUGAAUGGAUUCUCAAGCGACGAUGAUCAGGAUGUCUUCUCUGAACCAGAUAUCUCGGACCUCGAAGAAGAUGAAUUUGCACAAGAUCGCCAGCGUCUUGCAGCGGCAAAAGCAGGUAAACGGCCUGAUUGCAAAAGCAACGGCAGCAGCAACUCAUCCCGCUCCGAAGAAGCACUCGAGCAAAAGCGUCUUGAAGUGCGCGAACGUUUACGACAGCUCAAGGGAGGAUCGACCUCAACCGUCGGCUCAUCCAGCAAGGGUGCAGCUGACGAGGCAUGGGCCGAAGCGCGCAAACAGCGUGAACAGCGGCGCAAAGAUGCCAAUCAACGCAAAGAGCUUGCCAAGCGUUCUAAUAAAAAUGCGCCCACAGAGAUAUCGAGCAAGCGACCCGUCUCUCGUCGUCGCAACGUCAUUGAGACCGCUUCAAGCCAGGUACGCGAUCCACGUUUCGAAUCUCUUUCGGGAAGCGUCAACAAGGAUCUGUUUGCCAAAUCCUACUCAUUCCUUCCUGAAAUGUUCAAAGACGAGCUUGGCACGCUCAAAAAGACGCUCACCAAGCUGAAAAAGCUAGAAGCGGCACAAGCCGGACCCAAAGCCAAAUCUGAGCAGGCGCUAGCGAUUCGAGAGGAGCGAGCCAAAGUCGAAGCUGCUUUGCGCAGAGCCGAGGGAUUGGCUGGAGAGCGCGAGCGAAGAGCGCGAGAGUCGGCUGUCAAGGGCAAGAUCAAAUCGCAGAACAAGGAGAGGGUCGAGAAGGGUUUGCUGCCGUUCUAUCCAAAGAAGAGCGAGAUCAAGCAGAUGCUCCUCAAGGACAAGUACGAUCGCUUGUCCGGUGGCGGCAACCAGGAGGGCAAGAGGGCGAGUGGGCAGGAGAAGAAGCAGCUCAAAAAGGCGCUGGAGAGAAGAAGGAAGAAGAACGCGCAAAAGGAGAAGAGGGAUAUGCCUGCUGGCAUCGGGUUCGCAAGAGAGGGAAACGGUGCUCUACCCAAACGGAAGAGGAACACGGCUGGCGGCGAUUCCAACAAACGAGCUCGGUUCUAG